GAGGGAUGCUGAGUCCAAAAGUGCUUUAAAUGUGGAGGACAAAGGGAUAUUUCACAUAGUCCCAACCAUUCCUGUGGUUUCUGUCAUUCACUGUUUUGCUUUCUUCUUGCCUCUAUUCUCAUCCUCACACCUGGAUUUUUGGGUUUGGCCAGUGUAUAUAUAUGGGUUGCUGAUAGGACGGGGACAGGUGACUCACGAUGGCCGUGGCUUUGGAUGCAGUGUGGCUGAGGGUGAAGAACGUCUGUAAACAGAACGGACUCCUCAUCUUAUCGGUGUUGGCUGUGGUCAUAGGAUGUCUUUUGGGAUUCUUCCUGAGGACACGGCGCCUCACAGAGCAGGAGGUGAAAUAUUUCCAGUUCCCCGGAGAGCUGCUGAUGAGAAUGCUGAAGAUGCUGAUUCUACCCCUCGUCGUGUCCAGUUUAAUGUCAGGGCUGGCAGCCCUAGAUGCCAAGUGUUCCAGUCGGCUGGGUCUGAUCACAGUGUCCUAUUACUUGUGGACAACCUUUGUGGCUGUGGUAGUGGGUAUCAUCAUGGUCUCCAUUAUCCACCCCGGUGGUGCAGCCCAGAAGGAGGACUCUGAGGACAGCGGAAAACCUAUCAUGAGUUCUGCUGAUGCUUUGCUAGACCUCAUCCGCAACAUGUUUCCCUCUAAUCUGGUUCAGGCCACAUUUCAACAGUAUCGAACGAGUAGCGAGUCCAUUGUGAAAGCCAAGCCUACUGUGGGUCAGAGCCAAUCAGAGUCCACCACACGGCGAGCACUCAUCUACGGUAUCCAGGAUGAUAACGGGACAGACAUCCAGAACUUUGCCCUUGACCUGACGCCUCCCCCAGAUGUCCUCAUUCGCACGCGGCCAGGAACAAGUGAUGGAAUGAACGUACUUGGAAUUGUCAUCUUUUCAGCCACAAUGGGUAUUAUGCUGGGAAGGAUGGGGCCAAAUGGCAGUGCCUUGGUGAAUUUCUGUCAGAGCUUGAAUGAGGCUGUUCUUAAAAUCGUGGCCAUUGUUAUUUGGUACUUCCCAUUUGGCAUUGUGUUCCUGGUGGCUGGGAAGAUCCUGGAGAUGAGUGAUCCAUCAGCCAUGGGAAAGAAGCUUGGCUUCUAUGCUGUUACUGUGGUGUUUGGUCUGGUGUUGCAUGGCCUCUUUAUCCUCCCCGCCAUGUACUUCUUCAUUACCAAGAAGAGCCCCAUUGUUUAUAUACGGGGAAUCCUGCAAGCCCUGCUCAUCGCCCUGGCAACCUCCUCUAGCUCUGCCACAUUGCCUAUCACCUUCAAGUGCCUCUUAGAGAACAACCACAUUGACCGCCGCAUCAUCCGUUUUGUGCUCCCCGUGGGCGCCACCAUCAAUAUGGAUGGCACCGCCCUCUAUGAAGCCGUGGCAGCGAUAUUCAUCGCCCAGGUUAAUAAUUAUGAACUGGACUUUGGCCAGAUCAUCACCAUCAGCAUCACAGCCACUGCAGCCAGUAUUGGUGCAGCAGGGAUUCCACAAGCGGGACUGGUUACCAUGGUGAUAGUGCUAACAUCAGUCGGGUUGCCAACCGAUGACAUCACUCUCAUCAUUGCAGUUGAUUGGGCAUUAGACAGAUUCCGCACCAUGGUGAAUGUAAUGGGUGAUGCUUUGGCCACAGGCAUCAUGGCACACAUCUGCAGGAAAGACUUCAUGAAAGAAGGAGAUGGGGUGCCUUUAAUCUGCGAGACCAAACCCAUAAUGAACACCCCGCCGCUGAUGAACUGUCACAGCAACAAUGGCAACUACCAGCCCCCUUCUUUUGGGGUCAAACCUGAGCACAUCCCUCCUGAUGUGGCCCGACUCAGGCAGCUAGAGGAGGGCAUCCGACCACCACCACCACCACCACCAGAGAGAAAAAAGCCUCCGGUACCCCCAAGGCACCUAAAAAAGGACAAAGAACAUUUUACCAUUGAUAUGAAUGGCCUUGAGACCAAUGUAUAGCCUCCUUCUUCGUUAUAGGAUAGGUUUUGUUGACCAGAAUCUCAGAGCAAAGGACACCAUUAGAGAUGAAAGGACGACACGCCCAAGGUCAUGUGUCAGUUUAUUUCAUGGGGAAAACAUUGUCAGCCAGUGUCAAGAUUUCUUCCCAUGUGAUCAUAAAUAGCGAACCAAGAAGAAAGGAUAUGAAGUCUUAGGAUUUUCCUUAUUGUAGCAGUGAUAAUGGUCAGGGAUAGGAUGCGUGUUGUGAAAUGGGAGAAAAAAAAAAUGUUGUGACAGUGGAUAUUCGGAGAUGAAAAGGACAUUGUUAGAUGUACUCAUACCAGUGCGUUUGGUCCGCAAAAAACAUUUCUUCUCGCGUCUGGACUUAAAGAGUGAGCUUGCACUGAGAAGUCAGUCCUUCUGUUGCGAGUGUUGAAGAGAGAAAGUACACACACAGUUCUCAGAGUUUGUAUAUAGCUGUGAAUAUUUGCAUUGAUUGAUUUCUAUUUGAUACCUACAUUUUAUAUGAUUUCUUAACUGCAUCUUUUAUUUGUCUCAGUGUGCAACAUAUACUUGUUAAUAAGGCAAAUGUUUAUUUAUUUAUUUACUUAGUUAGUUAGCUAGUUAUUUUUUACAACUGCAAGCAGCCACUUGUCUGUGUCAUAAAAUCUAGAGGAUAGGAUAGCAAGCCUAAUCUCACAUGAUCUGAAGGCAAAGUGACAUGCCCAAAUUGUUUAAUUUUGCCUUAAAAUGCUGGUGGUGCUAGGCAGAUGACAAUGAUGAUGAUGAUAAUGAUGACAAGGAGGGUGGUACUGAAAAAAAAAAACACAUAUUUCCCUUCCAGCCACAUUACCUUAUAUACACCUGGGCAAAAAUAUAUUUACAGAAAAUGACUUCAUAUAUUUGUACAAUCUCUGUAGCACUUGAUAUGAUUUAACUUUCCUGGCACUUGAACAGCCUGAUAAGUGCAAAACACCACUUGUAAUAUACGCCAAGUGGUCCUUGUUGUUUGAUUGUUUUUUGGGUCUUGGUGUGUUUGUUUGUUUGUUUGUUCAACUAUCAGAACAAUACCCAACCUCUGACAGUAUCGACAUAAACUCAUUUUGGAGCACGUGGAUUGCAGCUGCAUUUUAUGACAUGCAUGCUGCACACAGUAUGUAACAUUUGUAUGGGGAAUAUUCAAGGACAUGCAGAUGUAUGUCAGUAUGGUAUGCUAUUUUUUUUCUCUGCAAUUUGAUUGGUUAAAUACUAUUUAUUUUUCAUACACAUCCUCUGCCAGAGAUUCCCGAGUGCUUUGCCUUGAGCAGCAGUUUGUUUUCUAAUGUGCAUCAGGUGUCAGGCUGCCAACAUCUUUUUUCAGAUAAUAGCAUGUCCUCUGAGGCGUGCUGACCUCUUUAAGGUAACUCAUUCUCAUCUUUGUUUUUAUAUGAGGCAGAUUACCUGCACUCACUUCCUAUAUCUUUAUAUGAGAGAUAAAUAAGCUAUGUCCCAUUCUCUUGUCUUGAACAAUGACACCACCCUGUGAGGAGGAACCCACUGACAGCUUGAUAGGUAUGAAACAAUGUCUGACUUAAUAAGGAGCACUGUCAUCACUAAGCUUAGUACAUCUGUAAAUCCAGAUCCAGAAUGAAGUGUAGCACAUUUAAUUAUCUCUGGCAUGCCUAUUUUCUGUCAGCUUCAAGUUCAUAUGUAUUCAGGAAAAAAAAUAAAGCUUUAUUGACCACAUAUUGCCCACAGAUUUCCUUUCAGGGGUUAAAACAGCUAUUUUAAAUGGUCACAUCUGUGACAAUUUUCAGUCAAACAAGCAAUAGGAAAAUAGCAAAAGAUUUAGGACAUAAAUGUGACACUAUUAAAGCAAAGCUUGCUGUGAA
Myripristis murdjan (pinecone soldierfish) is the source of this 3796-nucleotide messenger RNA. RefSeq names its product solute carrier family 1 member 7b (gene slc1a7b). Gene Ontology annotation, molecular function: neutral L-amino acid transmembrane transporter activity; L-glutamate transmembrane transporter activity; glutamate:sodium symporter activity. Gene Ontology annotation, biological process: L-glutamate transmembrane transport. The record is from RefSeq and is a predicted model, not a curated record. The transcript has 11 exons. Lineage: Eukaryota; Metazoa; Chordata; Actinopteri; Holocentriformes; Holocentridae. Gene Ontology annotation, cellular component: plasma membrane. The coding region runs from base 198 to 1946 and encodes 582 amino acids.